AUGUCGACUAACGGCGUCGUCAUCAACGGUUAUAAAAUUCGCAAGACCUCCGCUAUCGUCAUGCACGGAGACACGAUCAAAAUCCCAGCCUCACUAACUUUCCAGUGCGUCCAAAAAUGGAGGUGUCUCCCAGACAGGCGUACGACCCUCCUUGUCCCCUCACCUCAUUCAAUCAAGAACAUGGGUCGAUAUCUUAUCACACCACAUUGCCUCGGGACGGGUAGUUACGCCACUGUUCAUCUCGCCAUCGAUACAUCUGCGCAUCGGCAGGCUGCGUGUAAGAUCAUUAGGAGGAAAGAAGGUUCCGAUCUCAAGAAAGACAUGAAGGAGGCUACCAUGCUAAUGGCAUUGCAUCACCCGAACAUUAAUAGGGUAUAUGCGGUUGAAUCCGACUCGGAAUUCUUAUACAUCAUGCUCCAACUCUCCACCGGUGGUGAUUUAUUUACCUACAUUACUACUCAUGUCCGGCACCGCCUUUGCGAAGGCGAAAGCAAGUAUAUUACGUAUCAGCUACUCAAGGCCUUAAAGUACCUGCAUGAUCGGAUGAUCUCGCAUCGGGACCUAAAACCGGAAAACAUUCUUCUUCAUACCCCCGGUCCAUACCCGCGCAUACAAAUCGCGGACUUUGGUCUAGCACGUCCAAAGGCAUUCCAGGAGACCCUGCAUGUCUGCGGCACAAUUUCCUACUUGCCUCCAGAGGCUGUCCGUGCACUGGACUGCCCUGAUCUUGGCUACGUGGGAAUGCCUGCAGACUGCUGGAGCACAGGCGUCGUGAUCUUCGCUAUGCUUUCGUGGGUCCUCUCGUUUCGACCAAGCGCACUUGUUCCACUCUACCCCGUGCUGACCUGUGUUCUUUCCAGAGGCAGUCAUCCAUUUGAUUUUGAGGGUUCUCUAUAUGGUACCGAAGACUCCUCGUUUUCGGAAGAGGUAGGUUCGGACGGCCUUGGCACCGGCUGGUCACAGGGUUCGCACAUUCGCGACGAACGAACAAAGCAACGAAUUCUCGAGGGAAACAUUACCUUUUGCGAGGUCAUAUGGGACCCUUUAAAAGAUGGUGGGUACACACUUGUCCCGGCGAUGCACUAUGUGUUAUUGUAUCUCGCGAAUCUAUGA
Molecule: messenger RNA, 1113 nt
Organism: Pisolithus orientalis
Lineage: Eukaryota; Fungi; Basidiomycota; Agaricomycetes; Boletales; Pisolithaceae
Product: kinase-like domain-containing protein
Exons: 6
Coding region: 1-1113 (370 amino acids)
Biological process (GO): intracellular signal transduction; protein phosphorylation
Molecular function (GO): ATP binding; protein serine/threonine kinase activity; protein binding
Source: RefSeq, a predicted model, not a curated record